UGCUCAACAUGCUAAAGUAUUUUAUUUGCGGAGGAGCAAAGUGAAAACUAAUAACGACCCAAUUUUUUGUUGACUGAGCUUAGUUUUGGCCUUUGGGUGAUUUCGUGAAAGUUGAAACUAUAAAGUUAAGCGAUAUGGUUUUGCUUUCAGAACGCGGAAGUCGAGUAAUCUUGCUUCUGUGUUUGUUAGGAACUAUAGCUUUAUUAAAUGGUUCGGGUGUUGAGGCUAGGAUUCGCCGGUAUAAAUGGGAAGUGAAGUACGAUUACAGGUCCCCUGACUGUGUAAAGAAACUGGUUAUAACCAUCAAUGGCCAAACUCCAGGUCCUACAAUCAGGGCUCAGCAAAAUGAUACAGUCAUUGUUGAGCUCACAAACAGUUUGUUAACAGAGAAUGUUGCGAUUCACUGGCAUGGAAUUCGACAGAUUGGGACACCCUGGUUUGAUGGAACUGAAGGAGUAACCCAGUGUCCAAUUUUGCCAGGAACCACUUUCAAAUAUCAGUUUGUUGUCGACAGACCUGGAACAUACUUGUAUCAUGCACAUUAUGGAAUGCAAAGAGAAGCUGGGCUAUAUGGAUCAAUCAACGUGGCACUUCCUGAUGGACAGUCUGAACCUUUUACCUAUGAUCAUGAUCAGAACAUCAUCCUCAACGACUGGUACCAUAAAAGCGCUUAUGAACAAGCUGUUGGCUUGUCUUCUAUUCCUUUCCAAUGGGUUGGGGAGCCUCAGUCACUUUUGAUCCAUGGAAGAGGAAAGUUCAACUGCUCUAAGUUAACUAUUCCAACUUUAGACACUGGUGUUUGCAAUACCACAAAUCCAGACUGCUCUCCUUUCAGGUUGAUAGUAGUCCCUGGAAAAACCUAUCGAUUGAGAAUCUCCAGCUUGACUGCUCUGUCAGCCCUUAGCUUCCAAAUUGAGGGCCAUAAUAUGACAGUUGUUGAAGCUGAUGGGCAUUAUGUUGAGCCAUUUGUUGUACAGAACUUGUUCAUAUAUUCAGGGGAGACAUACUCAGUCUUAGUAAAAGCCGAUCAGGACCCUACAAGAAAUUAUUGGAUCACAUCAAAUAUUGUCAGUCGACCAGCGUCCACUCCUCCUGGUCUGGGAAUUUUCGUUUACUAUCCAAAUCAUCCAAGGAGAUCUCCUCCAACAAUUCCUCCUCCUGCCCCUGUCUGGAACAACACCCGCCCUCGGAUAGCGCAGAGUCAGGCCAUUAAAGCUCGCCAAGGUUACAUCCAUACUCCCCCUUUACUCUCAGACAGGGUAAUAGUUUUUCUCAAUACCCAAAACAACAUAAGUGGACUUGUCCGCUGGUCUGUCAACAAUGUCACUUUCACAUUUCCACACACACCUUACCUGAUUGCCCUCAAGGAAAAUUUAACUCACGUCUUCGAUCAAAACCCACCUCCUGAUGGAUACGAUUUCAUGAACUAUGAUAUCUUCAAGGCUCCGGAAAACAAAAAUGCUACUAUAAGCAAUCGAAUUUACAGGCUGAAUUUCAACUCGACUGUGGAUAUUAUACUUCAGAAUGCAAACACCUUGAAUCCAAAUAACAGUGAGACACAUCCCUGGCAUCUCCAUGGACAUGAUUUCUGGGUUUUAGGCUACGGACAAGGAAAGUUUGAUAUCUACAAUGAUCCAAAGAAGUACAAUUUGGUGAAUCCAAUAAUGAAGAACACAGUGCCCGUACAUCCUUAUGGCUGGACUGCUCUGAGAUUUAAAGCUGAUAAUCCAGGAGCGUGGGCAUUCCAUUGCCAUAUAGAAUCCCAUUUCUACAUGGGGAUGGGUUUGGUAUUUGCAGAAGGAAUUGAGAAGGUGGGAAAGUUACCCUCUUCUAUUAUGGGGUGCGGUGAAACUCAAGGACUUUACAGGCCCUAGUAAAUGUAGGUUGUGGAAUUAAAAUUCGAAAUAGACAGGUUACUCUUUUGAGCUCUCAAUCUCAUUUCAAAUGUUGAAACUGGAACAAUUAGAAGCACUCUCUAACAUGUACAAUAUAUUUUUUUUUUGUUUAUUUUGUAUUCUUUUACAUAUGUGAAAGUAAAUUUUGCUCUUAAUUUGUUUCCAAUCAA
Molecule: messenger RNA, 2065 nt
Organism: Durio zibethinus
Lineage: Eukaryota; Viridiplantae; Streptophyta; Magnoliopsida; Malvales; Malvaceae
Product: L-ascorbate oxidase-like
Cellular component (GO): extracellular region
Molecular function (GO): oxidoreductase activity; copper ion binding
Source: RefSeq, a predicted model, not a curated record